AUGAAUGCAGGCAAGUCAGAUCUUGAGUCGCUCGGAUUUCUCCCGCCGAAGAAUCCGAGUGCUGAACGGCUGGGAAAGGUCAUCGCCUUCUUCGACGACAUCCUUAUUUCAAUGAAGGCAUGGCAUUGGUUUCGAGAGAGAUUGCCUGAACACUUACGGGCGCGGACAGCGAUUUAUAACUCACGUCGUGGUGGAAACUCCAAACUGGAUGUGACCGCGCAGUUCUGUGACGACAAAACCGACAUACUAUUCGCGAGCGAGGCUUGGAUACGAUACGUGGUUUCGGGUAUCCUUUUCAUGGUCCCUGCAUCGUUGUCUAUUUGGCUACAGCGUGCAGGCCGUGCCGUUCGAAAGAAGGACGCACAGGCACAUACAUACCUGCUGGUGCAACCGAGGGUGUUUCAGGAGAAGAACAAGAAAAAGCGGGAAGAGGGAGACGAAAUCGAAGAUGUGGCAGACGAGCAUCUAAAUAAUCCUGUCAAUUGUCAAGCCUCAUCCAAUUUGGCCAUGGACGAAGCCCAGUCUCCCGAAUCCCCUUCGACACGGACCAGCGCGGUACACAACGUAAAACGAGGAGCAGUCAAACGCUCUGAUCAGCAUCUUGAGGAGGCACGGAGACUUCUCCGACGCUGGCGCGCGUCGACCUAUCAAGCGAACUACGAGAGAGUAGACGGCGAGAAGGAGGCCGCGAAGAAAGCUAAGGCUGAAGCACGAAAGGCUGAAACGAAAAGAAAGCGAGAAGCGAAGAAACGAGCCAAGGAACGUGACGAGGACUUGUCGUCGUCGUCGUCGGACGAGGAGGCGUUGGCGCUCGUCGAACGCGCUCCUAAGCGCCCUCGUGUUUCGCGUUCUCACGCGAUGCGAUCUUGCCCAAAUCUUGCCUCCGCCUCCUCUUUUCCCUUCCCGCGUCUCCAACUACACAGGCUGCUGACAUCCUCCGUUGGCCAAACGCCUCCCGUGCUCACAAGUCGUACAUCGUCACCUCCUGAGAGCGCGACGGCCGUGCCACGUCUAACGGCGUCUUCAGAUCGGUCGUCUUCAGCAUCUGCAAGACCUGUCUCGUCCUUAGAUGGCGCCGCGGCGGCUAUUGGGUAUACAGGAAUAGGUGGAGCGUCCGUAAGGACUGCAGCAGCGUCCAAUGAACCCUCGCAGACUGCUAUGGCUGUUCCUGUGAACUACCAUCAUUGUGGUCUUGUGUUUUUAUGGAUCAGGAGAAAUUCCACCCCCAUUCUUUUGUCUCUCUCCUCGGCGCCUGCCUCCUCUUCGUCCCAUGUGAUUUCGUCCGUCACCGGUGAGCCAAGCGCUCACUGA
Messenger RNA from Stereum hirsutum FP-91666 SS1, 1311 nucleotides. RefSeq lists its product as uncharacterized. The transcript has 8 exons. Lineage: Eukaryota; Fungi; Basidiomycota; Agaricomycetes; Russulales; Stereaceae. Bases 1 to 1311 code for a protein of 436 amino acids. The record is from RefSeq and is a predicted model, not a curated record.